CCGCUUCUCUCCCGCUUCUUCCCCUGGAGCUCACAGCGGCAUCACGGCAUCACGGUGCCCCGACUCUGCGCCUCUCUUCCCCGGCCUGACGGGCCACGACGAGCCGCUGACAGCAAGGACACGGAGCGGGUGCCGCUCAGGAUGAUGGAUGUAACUCCGGUACCGACUAACGGACAAGGAGCCCGGUGGACUCGGCGGAGGGGCAGCAGGGACCUCUGAGCCUCCUACGGAGGAUUCUGGCGCACCGACGUUGUUUUCUUGAAUUUUAAUCUCUUUUUUUCUACAAUGUCACCAUCAAGGAGACGCGGCUGAGGCACCGGCUCCUCCUCUCGGAUCUCCGCGGACCGUCAUCCUCCUCUGCGGUUCUAACGGUUUUAGCUAACGUUAGCUCCGGUAUGAGCAGAACCGGACCUCCCCGUCAGAUCUGACCGGGGGUUUUGGGGGGUCGGCGGCGGGGUGCCGGUGGGGACACGUUUGGGUUUUUGGAUGAGAACCGGAUUCCGUGCGGAGGGACGCCGGACGGAGCGGAGGAGGAGGCGGAGGGAGGAGCAGCAGCAGCGCAGCAGCAGCUGCGGGGAACCGAAUUGACAACCUCAUCCCCGGAGGGAGAGACGCAGCGAGGCGGCCAGAGGAGGAUGUGAAGAUGGGUUUAGUUUUCGGUCUCCUGUGGCUGUUUACGGGCUUCCUGCAGGGCGUGCACGGCCAGGGCGUGUACGCGCCCCCUACUGUGCGCAUCGUGCACUCAGGUCAGACGUGUAACGUGGAGGAGGAGCGCUACAGCGAGAGAGUUUACACCAUCAGAGAGGGCGAGACUCUGGAGCUGCAGUGUCUGGUGACAGGACACCCCCGACCUCAGAUCCGUUGGACGAAGACGGCGGGCGGAGCCUCGGACCGUCAGGGCGACUCCUCGCUGCUCAACGAAACUCUGAAGAUCGAUAACAUCAGCCGCCACCAGGGGGGGCGCUACUACUGCAAGGCAGACAACGGACUGGGAUCCCCCGCCAUCCGGUCCAUACGGGUCGACGUCUACUACCUGGACGACCCGGUGAUAACGGUGCAUCAGAGCGUCGGCGAGGCGAAGGAGCACUUCUACUUUGAGAGGACGGUGUUUCUCCGCUGCGUCGCCAACUCCAACCCACCCGUUCACUACACCUGGAGGAGAGGCCGGGAGGCGCUGACGCAAGGCUCCGACUCCGGGGUGGAGAUCUACGAACCGUUUUUCACCCAGGGUGAGACGAAGAUCCUGAAGCUGAAGAACCUUCGUCCUCAGGAUUACGCCGACUACACCUGCAUCGCCUCCGUAAGGAACGUCUGCGGCAUCGGAGACAAGACCGCCCACUUCCGCCUGAACAACAGGACAGCUCCUCCCUCCAUUAAGCUCCUCCUGGACGACCCCCUCGUGGUGAACCCGGGGGAGACGAUCACUCUGGUGUGCGUGGCGUCGGGCGGAGACCCUCAGCCCACCCUGAGCUGGGUGAGACCGGGAGGGGAGGAGCUACCGAAGAGGAGCGUUGUCAGCAGGGGCACGCUGACCAUCCCCGUCGUCACCGUGGACGACGGUGGCGCCUACAGCUGCGUGGCGUCCAACAGCGUGGGCAACCCUGCCAAGAAAUCCACCACCAUACUUGUCAGAGGCCUUCGUAAAGGUCGGUUCUGGAUCACGCCUGACCCGUACCACAACGACGACAACAUCCAGAUCGGCCGGGAGGUGAAGAUCAGCUGCCAGGUGGAGGCCACGCCGCCCGAGGAGCUGCAGUUCAGCUGGCUGAAGAACGGCCGGCCGCUGAGGAGCUCGGAGCGGAUGGUGAUCACCCACACCGACGCCGACGUCUCGCCGGGAACCACCAACCUCGACAUCAUCGACCUCAAGUUCACCGACUUCGGCACUUACACCUGCGUGGCGUCGCUGAGGAACGGAGGGACCCCCGAGAUCAGCAUCGACGUCAACAUCUCAUCCACCACAGUUCCUCCGGAGCUCACCGUCCCCAGGGGGCGCUCUCACCUCAUCGCUCAGGAGGGCGACACUGUGGACCUGCAGUGUCUGGUCUCAGGGAAACCCAAACCCAUCAUCCUGUGGUCCCGGGUGGAGGAGAGCGGGGGGGCGGCGGCGGUGGCGGCGGCGGCUCUGAUGCCGGACGGCUCGGCUGAGACGGAGAGCUACGACGGCGUCCUGAGGAUCAGCAACGUGACGAGAGAGAUGAGCGGGACGUACCGCUGCCAGACGAGCCAAUACAACGGCUUCAACGUGAAACCCAGGGAGGCGCUGAUCCAGCUGGUGGUGCAGUGUGGGUAA
Micropterus salmoides (largemouth bass) is the source of this 2293-nucleotide messenger RNA. RefSeq names its product MAM domain-containing glycosylphosphatidylinositol anchor protein 2-like. The transcript has 8 exons. Gene Ontology annotation, biological process: homophilic cell-cell adhesion. The record is from RefSeq and is a predicted model, not a curated record. Bases 644 to 2293 code for a protein of 549 amino acids. NCBI's taxonomy places the organism in Eukaryota, Metazoa, Chordata, Actinopteri, Centrarchiformes, Centrarchidae. Gene Ontology annotation, cellular component: plasma membrane.